Messenger RNA from Necator americanus (New World hookworm), 876 nucleotides. RefSeq lists its product as uncharacterized. The record is from RefSeq and is a predicted model, not a curated record. NCBI's taxonomy places the organism in Eukaryota, Metazoa, Nematoda, Chromadorea, Rhabditida, Ancylostomatidae. The transcript has 7 exons. Bases 1 to 876 code for a protein of 291 amino acids.
AUGCAUUUAGCUGGUAAUCCUGACUGUUCGGCCACACUGCUUCCACGUCACGCUGGUGCUAAACCAACUACAAUUGUUAACUGUGGCGUUUGCAGCAAUAACGAAGAGGAUGUCGUAACAAGUGUCCGAAUCCCUUGCGACAUGUGUUUGUUGUUAAUUGUGCUGGCAGUGAUCGUUGGCUCUUGUGCGGAGAUCCGUGUGAACUUUUGCGUGCUUCGCUGCAAAGAUAAUCAUAUGCGUGAGAUGGAUAACGAAUGGUCUACCGACUUCACAUUACCACUUCUCAAUCUUCUCAGGACCACCGGGAAUGAAACGGCAGCAUAUCUUAAAGCGAAACUUAUUUGCGAGAGUAACGCAGCUCUUGAACUUUGCCUGAAUCGAUGCAACAAAUCGCAAGAAUCCGCAAUUCUUUUGGCUGGUAUCAAAUCGUGGCAGGACGCUUGUGCCCAUUUGGAAGAAGUUCGAGCACAAUUCCCGUGUUGGAGGGAAAACGGCCAUGAACUCUCGCAAUCAUGUCGUGUUCAAACGAUAAAUCUUAAGGAAAGCAUGCAUCUAUUCGCUCGAAAUCAAUCUCAACAGAAUAUCCAGAAUAUUUGCAGCGAUUACGAUAAGUUUUCCACUUGUUUCACUCAAGAACACGGAAAACUAUGCGGAUACCGGUCGGAAGUCAUCACUGGUCGUAUGUUCCACAAUAAUCGUGAAGCGAUGUUCAAUAUGCUUAAAAUUCGCUGGUCAACGCUUCCAUCCCAGUGUGGCUACUCACAUCUCCGAAGAGAUACCUACUCUAACGAGAAAUAUGCGUUUUUCCGAAGUUCCGCCACUGUUUCUAGAUUUUUCUCCUAUUUUCUGCUAUCGUUAUCAAUCGUUUUACCCUAA